AUGGCGCAACAGCUGCCAGACCGCAUUUCCGGCAGCGAUGCCCACGCCGGCCUGUCCCUCCUGCAAGACGUCAAAGCUCGCUUCGCGUCCGAUCCGGCCGUCCAUCAGGAGUUCUUCGGCCUCCUCGUGACAUUCCGCAAGGGGGAGGGAGAGGUCGCCGACGUCCGCGCCGUCGUUGACAGGGCGUACGCGCUCCUCCAGGGCCAUCCCGACCUCGCCCAACGCUUCGACGCCUUCAACCCGUUUCUCUGUCGCCCCGGCCAGCACGAGGCCGAGCCCGCCCGCGAGGUCCCGCCGACGCGGCCCAGGAGGGAGCGCCGCCGCCCGGUAGUCGUCGACGCCGACUUCGUCGACGACGCCUGUGCCGGGCCCUUGCAGUUCCUCGAGCGGGUGAAGCUGGCUGGCGCCGGGCUGUAUGACAGGGUCCUGGCGAUGCUCAUGCACGUGCACGCGGAGGAGUCGAUCAAUGCGAACGAGAUCUACAAGCAGGCCCGGGAGGUUUUCGGCCCCGCGGACGGCGACCUCCUCCGUGGGUUCGCCGAGUAUCUUCCGACGGGGCGCGACUUUCUAGGGCGUCGCGCCAUGAAGGAGCCGCUGGAAGAGCACCGUGCUCCGGCAGCAAAGCGCAAGGCCCCCGCCGCCGCGAACCCAGGCGGCGGCAAGAAGAAGAAACAUGUCGACACCUCGAAGAGGGACGAGUUCGCCGAGUUUAGGAAGGCGUGGGAGUUUGAGACCGCGUACUCGAAGCUGGUGGUCACGAUGAGACGGACCAAGAAAGCACUGGAAGAAGAACCGCACGGACGGCCGCGCAAAUUCGAGGAGCUCUACCCUGGCCGCGAGUGCCGGGGGGUUCUCGAGGAGAUGUACGGCGACAUGUUCGGAGCGAUGCGGGAGGCGCUCGAGGACGACGCGCGCACCGAGCUGGCGCUGAAGACGAUACUACGCAGGCUGAGGAAGCUGGAGCAGGUGGCCGUGAAGGUGGCGAUGGAGCGCCGGGAUCCCGCCCGAGUCAAGGACCAGCUGUACAAGCGUGUGAUGGACCUAAAGAAAGAGGAAGAGAUCGGUGCACGGGAUUGUGGUGGCGCGUGAGCAUCUCCGGCCGACAUGUGGCAUGAUGUACCACGAGUAGAUCGGUGCACUUUCUGUUCAAGUCAAAAUACUGCAAAGAGGAAAUGCCACCUAACACUCUAAGUGAUCACAUCCAUGCGCACUAGAUGGAUGAGUACCUGAAAAUG
Hordeum vulgare subsp. vulgare (domesticated barley) is the source of this 1235-nucleotide messenger RNA. RefSeq names its product paired amphipathic helix protein Sin3b-like. Gene Ontology annotation, cellular component: histone deacetylase complex; chromatin. The transcript has 2 exons. Gene Ontology annotation, molecular function: transcription corepressor activity. The coding region runs from base 1 to 1089 and encodes 362 amino acids. The record is from RefSeq and is a predicted model, not a curated record. Gene Ontology annotation, biological process: negative regulation of transcription by RNA polymerase II. Lineage: Eukaryota; Viridiplantae; Streptophyta; Magnoliopsida; Poales; Poaceae.